Messenger RNA from Aureobasidium musti, 2031 nucleotides. The record is from the annotation of a GenBank genome assembly. NCBI's taxonomy places the organism in Eukaryota, Fungi, Ascomycota, Dothideomycetes, Dothideales, Saccotheciaceae.
AUGGGUUUGCGUGAACUCAUCUUGCCCGCGGCACUUUGCGUGGGUGCCGUCAAUGCCCAAAACAUACCUUCUGGAGCAGUCUCUUCUCAUGUUGCUUCCUCUGGCUUUCCAACCUCUGUCUUCUCCUCUUACUGGGUGAAGCCUGUCGCUACAGCAGAGCCUCAGCCUGCUCUAUAUGAUCCAAUUCUGAACAUCACGUUCCCUCUGAAUCUGACCUCUCCCAACACAAUUCCGCAGGAAGAUAAUGAUCCCGUCUAUUAUGCUCCUCCAAUCGCUAACCUCACGCUCGCUGGAAAGGAAGCUGUAGUCAAGAGCGUUAUUUCUCAAGUCGAGGAGAUCGUCGUUAGUAGUCAAUUCACCACCAACUGCUCGAAAUGUAUUGCUGGCUUGACAGUUGCAAAGACUGCAGCUCAAUUGGCACCUGAGUUGGUACCUGAUGCCAUGGUUUCGCUUUGCAAGCAGUUCAAACUCCAUAACAAUGAGACCUGCGAGGAAGACUUUGAGGCCACUACCUUCGGAGCUAUCUGGACGCAGAUUCUGGCUUUGGCCGAUGUGUCUGGCUUGGACGGUCAGUAUAUCUGCAACAGAAUAUCUAGCAACUUCUGCUCCAUGCCAACUACCAGUCCGCUGAACACUACUGGACUCUUCCCCAAGCCAAAGCCAAGCAACUACACCAUUCCUAAGGCUAGCGGCAAUCGAAUCAAAGUGCUUCAUAUGUCUGAUAUCCACUUGGAUCCUCGUUAUGCUGUUGGAAGUGAGGCUAACUGCACAUCUGGUUUGUGCUGCCGUGCCAACAACUUCAACACUGCUCUCCCCACUGGUGAGAUCUCUCUUCCCGCGCCAUAUUACGGAGACUUCAAGUGUGACAGUCCCUACGGCUUGGUUCUCUCAGCUAUGGACUCUAUUGCUCCCCUCACUGGUACCAGCAAACAGAAUCCAUUCGGUUUCAGUAUCUACACUGGAGACUUGGUCAGUCACGAAAGUCAGAACGAACUCUCUAGAGCCUAUGUCGAGUAUGCAGAGCUAUCCAUCUACGACAUGCUCAAGAAAUUCAUGGGCAAAGCACCAGUCUAUGCAGUCCUGGGCAACCACGACACCAAUCCUGAAGCAGUCGAUGCUCCCCACAGUCUUCCCGGAGAACUAGGCAUGCAGAUGUCCUGGAACUUUGAUCACGUAGCUGGACUCUGGCAUGAAGAAGACUGGUUGAAUGCAACAGCUGCAAAGCAAGCUCGUCUGCACUACGGCGCUUACUCCGUCAAAACACCCCAAGGCCUGCGUAUCAUCACCUUCAACACUGAUUUCUGGUACAAGUCCAACUUUCUAAACUUGAUUGACACACUCAAUCCAGACAAAUCCGGUAUGUUCGCUUGGAUGAUCCGAGAACUGCAAGCGGCAGAGGAUGCAAACGAACGCGUGUGGAUCUUGGGACAUGUGCUCAGUGGCUGGGAUGGCACUAACCCCAUGCCCAACCCCACAAACCUGUUCUACCAAAUCGUUGACCGUUACUCUCCGCAUGUAAUCGCCAAUGUGUUUUUCGGCCACACGCAUGAGGACUUUGCUUACGUGUGGUAUGCCAACAACGGCACUAACCAAUCUUCCGCCAAUGCUUUGACAACCGCUUGGGUAGGUCCCAGCAUUACGCCCCUCACAAACGUCAAUUCCGCCUUCCGCAGCUAUGAAGUCGAUACCGGGGAUUGGAAUGUGUAUGAAGCGUAUACCUUUUACUCUGACGUGGAGUUGUUUUCUGGUCUCAACUCCACAGGUCCUACCUUCAAAUUCGAAUACAAUACUAGAGAUGCUUAUGGGCCUAGUAUCGAGUGGCCUGCUGAGGCACCUCUGAAUGCAACGUUUUGGCAUCAGGUCUCGGAGCAGAUUGCUAAGAAUACGACACUGGCUAGCACGUUUAAUACUUAUCAAGGCAAGAGCAGUGUCAAGAGUCCCAACUGCACGAAUAUUGCUUGUGCGCAGGCUAAAGCAUGCUAUAUGCGUAGUGGUAGUGUAGCAUUAGGUCAACAGUGUCCUCAAGGGUAA